UUCUUUUUCGAAAUGGUGCAUGGUCAGUAGGAGAACCUCCCUUGCUCACCAGGAAUAAACUGACACUUCUUUCCCCAAAAGCAGAAAGGAACUUGUUGGACAUGGAAGAGUAAAACUUCUCCAUCCUGCCUCGUAACUCAUGCUUUAAGGGAGGUUCGGGUGGAUAUUUUUCGAAUGAAUGCUUAUCUUUGAGAAAUUCUUUCUUUGAUCUCCGAAAGCAGCCAUGCGUUAUCUCCUCAUUUUAGGACUCACGGUGCUGUGCAGUUUACAAACCGAGGCUACCUCGAAUCGCUGUGAUGAGCCCCGCACUGUCCGCCACUCCACUCUGUGUACGUCUUGUGCUGCUGCACCUGCUAUCGUCUGCCCACAAGGCUUCAGGAAGACUUCGACUGAUGCUGAGUGCCGCUACACAGUGCAAAUCGGUGAACGCCUUCUGGAGCUGCCUGGUUGUUCUCGCUCCUGCGAGAAAGUCACUCUUAUCAAGCGAUGCUGUCCUAGCUUCUUUGGGUCUCUGUGCUCAGCAUGUCCUAGUGUGUCAGAUAAAAUUUGUAACUGGCAUGGCACCUGCAUGGACGGAGAAUCAGGAAAUGGCACCUGUGUGUGUGAGGAGGGCUACACUGGGUUUGCAUGUCAGAAAUGCUCUAGUGAGAAGAACUACGGUAAUCGCUGCAGCUCAGUGUGUGAUUGUGUGCAUGGAACGUGUAAUUCGGGUCCAGAUGGAGAUGGAAGUUGUUACUGUCAACCCCCGUAUUCUGGACCAAAGUGUGACCAAAUUUCGUCUUCAUGUUCAGACUGCAGUCUCUACUCUUACUGCAAAGGAGAGGGUGCAAGUGCUCAGUGCGAAUGCCUUCCAUCUUUUAAAAAGGUUGGACGCGUCUGUGUAGGGGUUUGCAGCAAGGAUGUUUGUGACAUAAAUGCAGAUUGUUCAUACAAGGGUGCAGGGCAAUUUCAGUGCACUUGCAAAGCUGGCUUUGAGGGAGAUGGCAAAUUCUGCAUCCCGGUCAACCCUUGUUCUCAAAAUAAUGGAGGCUGUCCAACAAACUCCACUGUUUGUGAAGUCACUGGACCAGGCCAGUCAAAAUGUGUGUGUCAGAGUGGGAUGGAAGGAUCAGACCCUCGUACUGGCUGCAGGCUGAAAUCCGCCUGUAAGGAUGGCACAUGCCACAGGACUGCACGUUGUGAAACUGGACAAGAUGGAAUAGCCAGGUGUGUUUGUACUCAGGGACAGAUCAGCGAUGGGUGGCGCUGUUAUGGUGAUAUCAUAGAGCGUGUUUUGGAACUGGAUCAGGAAGGCAGCCAAGCAGGAAAGCUCACCGGAAGCAUUUCAUUGUUUGAACGAGGAUGUAAGCUCAUUCUGAGCAAGCAUGGCCCGUUUACAGCGUUCAUCCCAGUGAAUACAUCACAGCUAUCCAUGGAUAAACUUAACCAGGGGAGAAAUGCAGAAGCCAUCUGCAAACAUCACCUCAUUCUCGGCCAACGUCUUUACAACGAUUUGCAAGGACAAGACUUAUGGACAUAUGGAGGAGAACCUAUGAGAUUUAAAUCAAACAAGAAGUUCAUCUCAAAAAAUGAUCCUGAUACACUGUUGACAAUAAUCAUGAGUGACAUACCUGCAUCCAAUGGAAUUAUUCAUAUAGUGGACAAAGUGUUUACGUUUGCUACCUUAGACACUUCUGACAAUACUGAGUUUUCUUCAAAAACCAUUGGAGACAUUAUUGCAGAAGACAGCAGAUUCAAUCGAUUUGUAUCUCUGCUAGAUAACUGUGGAGCUUCAAUGCCACUCCAAGAUCCAGGGCCAAUUACACUGUUUGUCCCAACCAACAAAGCCAUAGACAGAUCUAGGGAUGGCAGUAUUAUAUACAUGCUAAAGGAUGCGAAGCACAAACUUCAAGAGCUUCUGAGGCACCACAUUUUCUCUCUCGCAGCAGUAACUGUGGACGAGCUGACCAGCAUGACAGAGAUCCAAACUAUGGCAAAUCAGGUCAUAACGAUCAAUAUCACUGGUGAUGGAAGAGUGUUUCUUACUGAAAAUGGAAUACCUCUUGAAAUAAAAGAUAUUGUUGCAUCCAAUGGGAUCAUUCAUAUUAUUGAUGGACUUCUUAUUCCACCAUCUAUUACUCCAAUCAUGCCACAUCGGUGUGAUGCGAAUGUGUCCACUGUCAUUAUGAGUCCAUGUCUAAUGUGCAAGUACAUUACUGAGUCAAAAUGUCCACCUGGGAGCGAAGAAAUGUCUGGCCGUAUGAAGCUAUGUGACCCUAUUCCUGAUCCACGUUGGAAUGACUUUACUAGGGUACAAGGCUGUGCAAAAUUAUGCACAACAAACCGCACGGAGCCCCAGUGCUGCAAGGGUUUUUUCGGUCGUGAUUGUAAACCCUGUAUUGGAGGUUUCCAACACCCAUGUUAUGACAAAGGCACUUGUUCUGAUGGCAUUCAUGGUGAUGGCUCAUGUAAAUGUAACCCAGGCUUUAAGGGCAUUGGUUGCCACAUCUGCUCUGAUCCAAGUAAACAUGGAGAAAACUGUGAUGAAGAUUGCCGCUGUGUUCAUGGCACUUGUGAUAACAGGCCUGGCAGUCAGGGGGUGUGUCGCAGGAACUCCUGUCUGUCUGGAUACACAGGAGACCUUUGUGAUCUCACAGCCGCACUCUGUGAUUCAGAUGGUGCAUCUGAACACUGUCAUAUCCAUGCUCACUGUACACGCAUUGACAACAUAAACACGUGUGUUUGUAAUCCUGGAUAUGAUGGUGAUGGAUACUCCUGUACUGAAGCCAACCUGUGCCUAAACCCUGACAGAGGUGGAUGCCACACAAAUGCCCAGUGUGUGUAUGCAGGCCCUGGAAAUGUGUCGUGUGUGUGUAAUGAGGGAUGGACUGGUGAUGGUGUUGUGUGUGUGGAGAUCAACAACUGUUUAAUGGAAAAUCGUGGGGGGUGUCAUGAACAAGCGGACUGCACCCCCAUUGGACCUGGCCAGAGUGAAUGUGCCUGUAAGAAGGGAUUCAUGGGAGAUGGCAUUAUGUGCCAGAUUGUAAACCCUUGCCUAUCAGACAAUGGAGGCUGUCACGAAAUGGCAGCAUGUUCAUUUAAUAACAGUGGCACACACACAUGUACUUGUCCACAAGAUUAUGAAGGAGAUGGCACCACAUGCUAUGGAAAUAUUCUGAUGGAGCUAGAGGGAAACUCAGAUUUCUACAGUUUCAACCGCUAUCUACAAAGACAUCCAAUAAGCAGUGCUGAGAGCAAUGUGACUGCUUUAGUUCCCUCCAGGGAUGCAUUUAAUAAUCUGACUGAUGCAGAGGAGCAGUUUUGGACUGACUAUUACCGGAUGCCUUACCUCUUGCAAGCUCACUUUUUGGAUGGCAUUUACACCUAUGAUGACUUGAAGAAGCAGGUCAAUAAAACAAUCUCAACUAAAUCCAAGACAAAAUGGAAGAUAACAUUUAAAAACGGGGAGCUUAUGAUUGAUACUGCCACAAUUCUUGUCUCAGACCUCAAGGCGACCAAUGGGUUCAUUCACAUCAUUAAUACAGUUCUGAAACCACCAAUUUCCGACAUCCCUCCUCCUCCCCCUGAUCUGAUGGAGGUCCUCAAUAAGACCCCCUCCUUCAGCCUGUUCAGGGAAGCAGCACUGCUGUACAAUUUAACAGAAAGCAUCAAAACGAGGGACUUCACUGUCUUUGUUCCAUCUGACGCUGCAAUUAAAGAUUACCUGAACAAAACAAAUUCUACUCGUCUGAAUGAAAACAUUGUGAAAUAUCAUGUUAUUCCAAAAGAGCAGCUUUUCCCUGAACAUUUGUCUGAUGGAAUGCUAAAAAAUACACUGCUUGGAAGUGAAUAUCAAGUCAUGAUUCAUUUAAACAGUGAAAAUAAGACGCUCAUUAAUGAUGUAUCUUUGGAUGGGAACUUCACCGAGAUAAGGCAUGGUGUCAUUAUCAGCCUCUCCAGAGUUUUAGUUGUUCACAAAAACUACUGCAACAAAGAAGUACACAUGAAAACCUUUGGAAGGUGUGUUCCAUGUGACUCAGCUCCCAGAUGCACAUUGAGCAGCCAGCCUAUGAAGGAUGCCUUCCCUUUAAAUAUGAAAUCUAACUGUAAAUUCAGAAAAAGAGUGGGAAAAAGGAGAAAAUUAGUGCCAGGUUGCAUGAUGGACUGCAUAAAAACUGUAAAGGAUCAUGACUGCUGCCCAGGAUAUUUUGGACGUGACUGUUUUAAAUGUCCUGGAACUGUGGACAACUGGUGUUCAAACAACGGAAAAUGCCAGGAUGGAGUUUGGGGUACUGGGGAAUGUCUUUGUAAUGAAGGGUUUCAUGGCACAGCGUGUGAAAUGUGCGAGCCUGGAAGAUAUGGCAAAGACUGCAAAUCAGAAUGUCACUGUGAUCACGGAAAAUGUCUGGAUGGCAUAGAAGGUAAUGGCCAGUGCACUUGCUACAAGGGUUGGAAAGGAACAAGCUGUUCUGUAGAGAUCGUUAAUGAUGAAUGUGGAGGCAGAUGUGAUCAAAAUGCCAACUGUAUUUCUCCGGGUUCAGGAAAAAACGCAUCAUGUGCCUGUGUUGCGGGUUACCAUGGAAACGGCACCUUCUGUCAAGAAACUGACGUAUGUGGUAUCAAUAAUGGUGGAUGCUCAGAACAUGCAACAUGCACAAAAAUCUUACCUGGAGAAAGGAGCUGCACAUGUAAAACAGACUACACUGGGGAUGGAACUGUGUGUCUAGAGAUGGAUCCUUGUCUAGUUAAUAACGGAGGAUGUUCUGAAAAUACAGAUUGCAUCAAAACUGGACCAAACACAGCUGCAUGUGUUUGUAAACCAGGCUUUGCUGCACGAAAAAAUUAUUGCAUCCCGAUAAAUCCCUGCUUGAAGGACAAUGGAGGAUGCAGCCCCAAUGCCUUGUGUCAAUACAUUCUUCCUGGUGAGAGGAACUGCACCUGUCGAUAUGGCUACAAAGGAAAUGGUAUUGAGUGUAUGGGUACUGUCAGUAGAGAGCUUCUUCACAAAUCAUCUGCUAAUUGGUUUCGAAGAAAUCUUGCAGAAUCAGGAAUCAGGGAUUUGUACAGUCAAGGGCCAUUCACUGUGUUUGUCCCUCACGCAGAUUACAUUGGAAACUACUCGAUUGGCCUAUGGAAUCGUAAAAAACGCAGCCCAGAUUUGAUGCGAUACCACAUUGUAAGCUGUGAAGAACUCUCUGAAUCAGAACUUAGGUCUAUUACACGUGUGGUCGCUGCUUCUGGGCAUGUGUUGAAUUUCAGCACACGAGAGGGUGCCGUCUACAUUAAUGGUGAUACGAAAAUUAUCAAGAGUGACUAUGAAUGCUUUAAUGGAGUCAUACAUUUCAUAGAUAAAGUCCUCAUCCCGUAUGAAGUAAAAAAUGAAACGGAAGUGGUUAAAGAUAAUCUAAAUAUUACUAGUGCAGCAGAAGCAUAUGGAUAUACCAUGUUUGCCAAGUUGCUACAGAAAGCCAACUUGAUGGAUAUGGUGGAGCAUACCGCAUUUCAACCUUUCACUAUGUUUUGGCCUACUGAUAAAGCAUUCAAUAGUCUGCCCCAGAAGCAGAAGAACUGGCUAUACAGUGCAGAUCAUUCUGACAAGCUGCAGGCCUUCAUAAAAUAUCACAUAAUUCGUGACCUGCGAAAAAUUGCUAUUGCUUUGCCACCAGAAAAAACUUUAAGAACGAUGUAUGGAUCGAGUCUGACAUUCAGUUGCAGCCAAGAUUUAACUGGGGAAAUUUUAAUUAAUGGAAAUGAUGCCAAGAUUAUAGACCGCCAUCUACAAUUUCUUUCCGGAGUAGCCCAUGGGAUUGACAAGGUUCUAGAGCCCCCAGACAUAGGAGCACACUGUGAUAACUUUUCACAAAUAGAGAUUAAAGGUCGCUGUGGGUCUUGUGUCUUUCUACCAGCUUGCCCCUAUGGCACUGUGUUCUCUAACAAAACCAACUUGUGUACUAGACACUGGAGCCCAUACAGACGGCAUUAUUUUUAUGAUGACUAUGAGUUUUCUCAUCUGUCAAACCGUUUUGGUUGUAACCGCUUAUGCACAAAAAUAUCAUGGGUUUCCCAAUGCUGUAAGAACCACUAUGGACGAAACUGUCAAGUCUGCCAUGGAGGCUUGGAGGCACCAUGUGGAAAUCAUGGUGAGUGUGAUGAUGGGAAAUAUGGAACAGGGACUUGUAAAUGUCACUCUGGGUUUAAUGGGACAGCAUGCGAGCUCUGUGAGAAGAAUUAUUAUGGUGCUAACUGUACUGCCUGUGCAUGCGUUAAUGGAAAGUGUGAUGAUGGCAUAGACGGUGAUGGCAGCUGUUUCUGCCAGGAGGGCUGGACAGGAGUGACGUGCAACACUACUGGUGUGAAGUAUGUAUGUUCUCCUCAAUGCCACUCUAAAGCGGUGUGCAUGCCUGAGAAUCAAUGCCAGUGUGAACCACCAUAUGAAGGAAAUGGCUAUAACUGCACAGCUCCAGAUUUGUGUAGUGAAUAUAAUGGAGGCUGCCAUGAUCAGGCUGAUUGCACACAGUCUGAGAUCAAUGUGGUAUGCACUUGUAAACCUGGCUACACUGGCGAUGGUAAUGUCUGCUCUUCAAUCAACCUCUGUGUUGAGGAAGAAAAUGGCGGCUGCAGUGACUUUGCAAACUGCAUAUUCAUUGGACCUAAUGAGCGGCGAUGUGAUUGUCUCCAAGGGUACGUGGGCAAUGGAUUCCAGUGUUUUGAGAAGGUGGUGCCACCUGUCGAUCGCUGUCUGGAGAACAAUGGUGACUGUAAUGCUAAUGCGAUCUGCAAAGACUUGCAUUUUCACACCAAAACAGCAGGGGUCUUUCAUCUGAGAUCAAACGCUGGGAAGUAUAAGAUGAACUACACCACAGCAAAGGAAUCCUGCGAAGCUGAGGGAGCCACACUUGCUACUCUGUCACAGCUCUCUGAUGCCCAACAGUUGGGUAUGCACUUGUGUGUUGCUGGAUGGAUUGAUGGAGAAAAAGUGGGUUAUCCAAUUGUCUAUCCAUCUGUUAAAUGUGGUGGCAAUCAUGUGGGCAUAGUGCAGUACAAGGAUCCAGAAGUCAAAGCUCCUUAUGACGCUUACUGCUACAGCAUUAGAGAAGUAACAUGUGAAUGUGGACCUGGAUAUGUUGGAGAUGGAGAAUUCUGUAAUGGCAAUCUUGCCUCUGUCAUUGCUACCCAUUCAAACUUCUCUGUAUUUUACUCUAUGUUAAUAAAGCAUGCAGAGGCUGCUGAGGAGGGAAAAAAGCUUUUGGAUUUCCUGUCGACCAGUUCAUCCAACAUAACACUUUUUGUGCCACAUAAUGAGGGAUUUUCUAAAAACGAGACACUGUCUUUGAGGGAUAUGGAAUAUCAUGUAUCCUCAAACAACAGCAUCCACUAUUAUGAAGAUCUAAAACACAAUACCGCAAUCCCAUCCCGGCUAGGUUAUGAUCUUAAAGUCAUAAUAGGAACAGACAAUCAAACACAAGUUGAGGAUUCCCUACCAAUAAAAUUGGUCAAUAAAAGAACAAUAUUAAUCUGGAAUAUUCCAGCUACUAACGGCUUGAUCCACAUCAUUGAAGGACCGCUAAGAGCACCUCCUGUCGUUGUGAAUCCUCCUUCACAUGUCCACUCGCAGUCAAGUGCACCCACUGUGACCGCCGUUUUGAUGGUUAUUGUUAUUGGAAGCAUAAUUGCUGGCGUGGCAUAUUAUUUCCUGAAACAUAAGAAUGAUCCCUUUCGCUUCCAGUAUUUUAAGAAUGAUGAUGAAGAUGGUACCUCCACUAAAGCCAGUGGCAAUCCUGCUAUCGUGUCCAUCCCAAACCCUUUAUACAGUGGCUACAGGGCAUUCGCUGAGCCUUUUGGGGAAGGAGAACAAUGUGAAUCACCAGCCUCGGUUGCAGCAAACACACCAAAUCUCCUUGACUGACCCCCAGUCAUUCUGUUUUUUUAAACAAUGUUUCAUUUAAAAUUUUGCUAAGAUUUCUUUAAAAUAUGGUGUCUAAGCCUAAAAUUAUCUCUGUUCAAUCAGUAAAACCUUGCAGAUGAAGAACUAGCGUUACAUUACCUUUGUUGUGUUUAUCCAAAUCGACUUACAUUUGAGGCAUGAUAUAAUUUAAGAACAAAGCUGAGUAGUUGAUGGUUAGUGUUCUUACUUAAAAACAAGACAGAGUUUCUAUCAGUUCUCAAACAGUAACACUGAUUUGUAUCUAAAACCAAAACUUUGCAACUGAUCACCAGCGAUUCAACAGCAUGGAGAUGUGAUUUUGUUAUAAUGGAAAACAAGUUGUAUAUGUUAUUUACAUAACUGUCAAAAAAAUAAAAACCUACUUAAAUUUUAAAAAGAUUAGUUUAAAACAAAAAGAUUAAUUAUUCAGCAGUUCAUUGUAAAAAAACAAACAAAAAAAAAAAACAUUCAGUUUGGAACCAUAAAAAAGUUACAAUGAUAAUAUAAAUGCUAGCCUCUUUUUUUUUAUUCAGAUGUAUAAGCUGCAAAGUUUAUAUUUUGUUUGAUUGUAAUCAUUCACUACAGUGCUGUCUUUGUGCUGUUGAAAUUUCUAAUGAGGCUCACAGAUUAGUUGGUUGUAUGGAUUUCUAUUCCCAACCCACCGAAUUCUAAUGCCAAUCCACAUUGCUAAAAUAUACCAGUCCAUAAAAAAAAAUUUAUAUGAAAGGUGUUUUUUAGACAUAUUAAAAAAUCAUAUAAAAAUAAUAAAAUCAUAUUAUGUAAAAUAUUAUACACAUGAUUACAGAAGAAUGGGUGUAAUCAGAAUUUCACAUGAUUACACACAUUUUUCUGUAAUCAUGUGUAUAAAUAGGAACAUAGACUGCUACAUUGCAUAUGCUUGCCAAAUUUAACACAAACUACUUCAGUGGCUGCAAUGAUUAUUUGCCCAAAUAUAGUACCACUAUUAGCCCAUAAUUAGUAUAAGAACAAAGACCCAUCAAUAUAAUAAUUUUCACCCUCCAUAAUUAGCCAAAAUGUGUUGCUCAGGGUUACUUCUGAGCUAAUCCCACUAGUUUGAUGAUGGUGCAUUUUCGGCAGCUGCUGACUGGCAGUGUUAAUGAUCACCAUUUGGCCAUGUGUUACUUUAUAACACUAACAGAUUGCUGUCUGGAAAACUUGGCUGACCCAAAAUGUCACACUUCAGCUGUAAUUUGAGAGAGCUGGCAGAUUAGUUUGCCUGCUUGCGUAUUCAUUGGCAUAUAUCAGGGUAAGGCUUUGACCUUAUUCACUGUAAAAUGAGAUGUGUACAAAAAUGAAAACAUACUCAGGCAUACUUUGAAUUCUGAUGUAAUUUACAAUGGUAUGUUUGCCAGAGAAUCAUUGUUGGACUCUAAACCAUUAACUGCUACGGUUUGUUCUUGAUAAAGAUUCUGUCUCAUCUCCGAGGUGUUAAGAAUAAAAUCAUCAAAUGGUUAAAAAUGUCUUCAAAAUGUCUCUUAAGCCAAGUAAAAAGAAGGACAACUACAUCGACUCUUUUAUGCUUUUAGAUACAGUGAUUAUCCACAUAAAAUGCUACUGUAAAUGCACUCUGUGAUCACUGAAACCAGUUUAGCCUAUUACAUGUGAAACACAGCUGACAAAUAAAAAGCUUCUCAGUGCAUUACAAUAUAA
Molecule: messenger RNA, 9574 nt
Organism: Clarias gariepinus (North African catfish)
Lineage: Eukaryota; Metazoa; Chordata; Actinopteri; Siluriformes; Clariidae
Gene: stab1
Product: stabilin 1
Exons: 69
Coding region: 224-7885 (2553 amino acids)
Biological process (GO): cell adhesion
Molecular function (GO): hyaluronic acid binding; calcium ion binding
Source: RefSeq, a predicted model, not a curated record